This is a messenger RNA of Epinephelus moara (kelp grouper), 4252 nucleotides long. RefSeq lists its product as uncharacterized. Gene Ontology annotation, molecular function: neuropeptide hormone activity. The transcript has 2 exons. Lineage: Eukaryota; Metazoa; Chordata; Actinopteri; Perciformes; Serranidae. The record is from RefSeq and is a predicted model, not a curated record. Bases 624 to 2654 code for a protein of 676 amino acids.
UCCACAGUCAAUUCCUUGUUAUCAAGUUAUAAUUAAAUUAGAGUAUAAAUCACGUCUUCUGCAGGCCAGUUUCAUUAUAAUGUGGAUUUGUUUCGUUUUCCAACUUACUGAUCCAGUUUAUAAAAAUUGAAAUAGUUAAAAAUUUGGGCUGCACGCUGUGCUGUGCUGCCCAAAUUUAUGCUUGUCUGCAUUCCACCACUGCCACUGAGGGGAAACAUGCCCACGCCACACAAGGACAAAGCCGUGUUACUUACUGACUGCUCACCCCCUCGUUCCUUGUGCGCCCCAGAACGGCUUUAUGCGCUAAAAUCUUAACACUGGGCUCAUUUACAAUUUCGAUGGACCACUCAGGGACCGUAGGGUUAAAUAACUCAACCGUAGCCACCAGCUUUACGCAUGACUUCCCCGUGCGUGCCGCCUUUAUACCGGUGUCCUGCUCAUGAUCGCUUUGACGCAUGGAAUACCAAAAUCACAGCUAAUACAGAGGCAGAGCUCGGAUCAAUUUGUGCUUUCUGUAUUUUUCUCAUCAAAUAGGCAUUUUGCGCUUAAAAUGGCAAGCGCGUGCGCUCCGGUUGGGUUGGCUUGGAGACAGAGGUGCUUAACCUCCCUCCUGCCAGUUCUGCAUGGUCAUGACCUGUCAUCACGCCCCUUCCACAGCCCACCUCAUCCUAUUGGUCCUGCUCAUUGUCACUCCACAGCUGGCUGGCACCGCCCCUGCGUGGGGUGAGGGAAGGGAGGGAGGGGUGGAGGGGCGCACCCGGACAGACCUUAAAGAGGACAACCUCGCCCCCUUUCUCUCGCCCCCACCCCAGAGUCUCUCCAGCCCUGACAACUCGUCGCAAGACCGGGGCCGGGGCCCGGGUCAAGAUAACCAGUCAGAUAAAGUGACGGACCCUGCGCAGGUGCUCGCUGUUCUUUUAGAGGCCCUGGACCACCCGGGGGAGAGUGAAAUCCAGGCGAGCAGGGACAGAGACUUGGAAGAGGAUCAGAGUCACGAGCUGCCCUCCAUUGAAGGCUUGGAGGGUGGUGAGAUAAGGAGAACGGGGGAGACAGAGGGAGAGAGGGGGGUGGAGGAGGAGAGGGAGGGGCCAGGGGCUGAUAAGGCUAUUGAACAGCUAAUUGUAGGCCAUUUGACAGCUGCUCAGGGUGAUGACUUAAAGGAAAGGGAUGAGGAGGAUAAAAACACAAGGUCAGAGGAGGAUCAAGGGUGGUCCGUGGAGGAUGUGGGCACUGAUAGUGUAAAUGAGGAGGAAGGGACAGAAGAAGAUGAGAGGCAGGAGGAGGGGAAUGAUUUAGAAAGUUUCUUAUACAAGGCCAGAGCAGGUUCCACCUCACAGGGAGAUGAUCCCUCUCUGCAGCGCAAAAUAAGAGGCUACUUCCAAAACAUUGACUUGGGUCUCCAAGAUAAUGAGAUCCUGCCUCCUCUGAAGGGCUACAAGGCAUACAACACUCAGCUGGCACGAGCCGGGAAGAAGCUGCACUGGGAGGAGAACCAGUCCCGCAACCGACCCGUCAAGGGGGGCAACUUCAUGGAUGACUUUGAGGAUGAAGGAGAGGAGCUGGAGGAGGAGGUGGAAGAAGAAGAGGAGAGCCUCUCCCACAUGGAAGAGGAGGCAAGAGCGCGCGCAGAAAAACAGGAGGUGCUCCGGCAGCAGGAGGAGGCGGAGCGAGCCAGGGAGGAGGAGCAGAGGCUGGCAGACAUCGCCUCUGACAUGCUGCUGCAGUACAUGGGGAGGAAGCAGCAGUCCUACAUGAAGCCCCGGCAGAAAAGCAGCAUGGGGGCCGCCAGCAACACGGCUGAGGACAAGCGCUCAGAGGAGGUCAUCCCUGAUGAAGAUGACCUGGACCAGCAAAUGAUCGACAGGCUGAUUGAGAUCAGCAGCAAGCUGCACCUGCCUGCUGACGAUGUGAUUGAGAUUAUUAGUGACGUGGAGGAGAAGAAGAAAAAAAGGAAAGAGCUGCAACAGCUGCCGACCAACAGCAACCCUGUCGCCCCGCGCUUCAGGCCUCUGGUACCUCCGCCUCUGGCUGCUCCGCCUAUCUACCACUACACAGCCUCAAAAAACCCCAAAAAAGCCCCUUAUAGGUACAACAAGUCCAACAAAAAGUGGCACAAGGACAAAGUCAAGUCAUACAAGCAGGACUAUUGGUAUAAGCCUCAGAAGCAGCUUGACUACUGGUACAAACCCCAGAAACAGUUUUUAGCCUUCCCCUCCUAUCCAUACUACCAGAAGCCAUAUCGGGCAUACUACCCUGUUUAUUUCCCGUAUCCUAAACCACAAUAUUAUGGCAAGCCCUCCCCCUCCAGAGACCAGCCAUUCGGCCCCCAGGAACUUGACCUCCAGGCCCCAAGGCGCAGGCACAGGGCUGGGGGUAAGAAUCGCGGACAGGGCUGGAGGCAGCAGCCAGCGCCGCGCCUGCCUCUCACCCCUUAUAUCUCUAACUAUAUCCUCCCUCACCCACGGACCUACCAACCCCUACCUCCGCCCAAACCAAUAACCACGCCCAGGAGAGGCAGGCGACCCCCGUACUACUAUCAACAAGUCACGCCAGGAGAUGACUAUGAGGAAGAUGGGCUGGUGCCUCAGCUGGACAGUGAGGAGGAGCUGGAAAACUUUAUUGAGAGGAUCUACAUGAAACGCAGAAUGUAUUGAGAGACUUUUUGGACAUUUUGUCAGAUCAGAGGGACUGACAGAGGUGGGAUAGAAUUUACAGUAGCUGGAGAAAAGAGGGGUGAAAAAAAAGACUCGGAGGAGAUAUGUGAUUUGAGCCUGAUGGGAAAUUUAAGGGUCAAGAAGUAAAAAGUUAGAUUUACGUUGUUUUAAUCACUGUAUCUUUCGUUGAUUUUUCUCUGUCAGGGAGAGGAUGAAGGGGUCCCAGUUUAAGCUCCCUGUAACCAUGUUCAGCCUCUUGCUCAGUUUACAUUUUGAAACAGAACAUACCAUGGUGUAUGUUUGCCUCCAUUCAGGUCAAUCUCUGAUGCUCUUGCAUUUUCAGAGUUUUCUAGAGGGCACACACACACACACAGUUACACACACACACACAGACACACACAUACAUCAACACACCUACACUUAAUCACAUAUUUUGACACAUUCACAAGCAGAUGUGCCCAUUGUAAGAGAACCAUGUUUACAACAUCACUUUGUAUCUUUUGUUUUAUAUUCUGUAUGUCAUAUUACAAAAACUAAAGUAGUUCAAUGACUUCUUAGCUACACGAAUUUAAAAAAACUGAACACUGCUAAUGUCGAAUAUUCAAUGACAGUAUAUUUUUGUUGUAUUUGAUGUGUGUACUUGCCUUUCUUAUUCCCGAUUGGAUUGACUUUAAGCAGCUGCAAUUUGCAAAGGUGCCAAAUACACACAUUUCAGUUUUUCUUUUCAAACUCAAGAUUCAGAUUUUUGCCUUACAAGCAGCAUGGUUCUAUAAGGGAAAUAUCAUAAUGCAUAAUAUUAUCAUCGCAACCGAUCCCAGUGUAGAAACCCUGUGGACUCCAAAAGCACAAACUUAAACACUAAACACUUCCAACCUGGUGGACGAAGGGUUUUCAAUCAUUUUGGGAUCUAGAGGUUAUUGUGUCUACAUAUUUAUGGCCACCAUAACACCAUCACUGCCGCCAUACAGCACUCCUCGACCUUGUAGGAGUCCUUCAUGAUUUCUCUCAUUGUUCAUCUCAAAUUCACGUCUUCACCCACCUAUUUAUUUUUUCACACGUUGUUCUUUUGCCAUUUUUCCGGGAUCAUCAAUUAUCUCUAUUUUCCUUUCUUUCCAAAAAAAAAAAUACUUGAAAUCACACUUAUCUGUUCUGCAGCCUUUUUAAACAGAUUUCCACAAAGAGGCUACAAACAUUUUGUUCAUUUUCAGAAGAAAUUCAUUGAAAAGUUUCAGGCCGGGGAGUCAGGGAUUGUGCUUAAACCGUUAAAUGCACGUCUUUCUACUUGCAUCUUAAAAAAUGAACAAAAAAAAAAGAACAAAAAAAAAGAUAAAAAAUAAAACAGUAUAGGGAAUUCAAGAUGGUUGUUUUCUCUGAAUAAACUGUGAACAUAAAAAAAAAAGAAAUCUCAAAGGAGGAGGGCCACUGUGUCCACAGUGAAGCCAUCUGUCUUGUAAAAGGAGAGUGUUGUUGUUGAUGUCACCUUUAGCAUUGUAAGAUGUACAGUGUGAAAUAAAUAUGCCCGUGCAAUGUGUAAAUAACAGCAUGAUGAUUACUAGUUUUGCUAUAUGAUAAAAAAUAAAAGCAAUUAUUUUAUUAAA